Messenger RNA from Candida dubliniensis CD36, 2085 nucleotides. It is a transcript of the gene MTO1, whose product is annotated as tRNA modification protein. The transcript has a single exon. Lineage: Eukaryota; Fungi; Ascomycota; Pichiomycetes; Serinales; Debaryomycetaceae. Gene Ontology annotation, biological process: tRNA methylation; tRNA wobble uridine modification. The record is from RefSeq and is a predicted model, not a curated record. Gene Ontology annotation, molecular function: flavin adenine dinucleotide binding. Gene Ontology annotation, cellular component: cytosol. The coding region runs from base 1 to 2085 and encodes 694 amino acids.
AUGAUUACAAGGAGAGUAAAGCCAUACCUUCUAAGAAAGGCUUUUAUCCAGCAGUCUCGUUCAGUAAUUAUAAAUGCUGAUUUGCAAAAAAAAUUAGAUGAAUCAGAGUUCCAUCCUGUAAUAGUUAUUGGUGGGGGUCAUGCCGGAUGCGAAGCCGCUACUGGUUCUGCAAGGUCUCAAACACCAACUACAUUGAUAACCCCUUAUAUAAAUAAAAUAGGAACAGCUUCUUGUAACCCUUCCAUGGGUGGUGUAGGAAAGGGGACCUUAUUACGAGAAGUUGAUGCAUUAGAUGGGGUGAGUGCAAGGAUUACUGAUAAAGCAGGCAUUCAUUUUAGGAUUUUAAAUGCAUCAAGAGGUGCUGCAGUACAUGGACCAAGAGCUCAGAUAGAUCGGAAAAUUUAUCUUGAAGAAAUGCAAAAAGAAAUAUUGAACUAUCCCAAUUUAAAAGUUCUAGAAGCUCAAGUUGAAGAUAUUAUAAUAGAACCUGUAUUGAAUGGAGAAGAUUUUUCAGGAAGAGCUUUUGGAGAAGUGAAAGGUGUUAUAUUACUGGAUGGAAGAGUCUUAAAAAGUGAAAAAGUCGUUGUCACUACGGGGACUUUUCUUGGUGGAGAAAUACAUAUUGGAUUGAAAUGUUUCCCAUCAGGGAGAAUGGGAGAAGAUGCCACAUUUGGGUUAUCUAAAACUUUAAAACAAGCUGGUUUUAGAUUGGGGAGAUUGAAAACUGGUACACCACCAAGGUUGUCAUCCAGAACCAUUGAUUUUAAGGGGCUCAUAGAGCAGCCAUCUGAUUUCCCGCCACAACCAAUGUCGUAUAUGAAUGAUAAAGUUGAUUUGGAGGACCAGUUGAUGAAAUGCUAUCAGACAAAAACCAAUCCUGAAUUUCAUAAAAUUAUUGCUGAUAAUUUAGACAAAUCAAUACAUAUAAGAGAAAGUGUCAAAGGUCCCAGAUAUUGUCCAAGUAUUGAAUCCAAAGUGAUUAAAUUUCCAAAUAAAGAUUAUCAUUAUGUUUGGCUUGAACCAGAAGGAUUGGAUUCAGAUUUAAUAUACCCUAAUGGUAUUUCGUGUACUAUGCCAGAAGAAAUUCAAGAAAAAUUAGUAAGAUUAAUGCCAGGGUGUGAGAAUGUCACCAUGACUCAACCAGGGUAUGGAGUUGAAUACGACUUUAUAGAUCCACGUGAGUUGAAAUCAACUUUGGAAACUAAAUUGGUUAAUGGUUUAUAUUUGGCUGGACAGAUCAACGGUACAACUGGAUACGAGGAGGCUGCUGCACAGGGGUGUGUUGCAGGGAUCAAUGCUGGUUUGUCAUACUUGCAAAAGCCUUUAUUGGAGUUAAAACGUCCAGACGGACUUGUGGCUAUUUUAAUUGAUGAUUUAAUUACUAAAGGUGUGGAGGAACCUUAUAGAAUGUUUACUUCUCGUUCUGAGUUUCGAUUCUCCAUAAGAUCAGACAAUGCUGACAACAGAUUAACUCAAAAAGGUUACGACUUGGGUGUUGUUAGUGAAAGAAGGUACCAAUUCUUUAAAAAAGAAUCUGACCAAUUUUGGGAGAUUAAAAAUGUAUUGUCAGAAUUGAAGUUACUGGGUAAACAAUGGGCUCCAGGUUUGCAAGGUCUAAAAACAGAUACCAGAGAAAAUGAUAAAGUAUCUGGUUGGAAAUUGUUAUCAUACCCAGGUGUACUGAUAAAUAAUCUUUUGCCUCACAUGUCAGAUUUUAUGGGUCAAGUGCCACCUUGUCUACAGAAUGUUUCUAUGAGAUUGCAAAACAAAAUUGAUGUUGUGAGUGACUAUGAUCCUAUUAUGUACAGGGAAAAAGCCAAUUUAAACACAUUUGAAAGUCUUGACAUGUACAAGUUGCCCCAAAACUUUACUUAUGAUAAUUCCGGGUCUUUAAAGAUAUCUCACGAAGUUUGCACAAUUUUAAACAUAGUGCAACCAACAACAAUAGGCCAAGCACAGAGUCUCCAAGGAAUCACACCUACAGCUAUAAAUGAAUUGAAAAAAGUGGCAAAAUUUGUUCCUAGCAAAAGUCUUUUGAAAUUAAGAAGUGAAAAGAAUGGUGUGUCAAGUGCCAUGUUUGGAUAG